AUGAAGUCAGCGGAAGCUGGUACCCAAAAAUCGUUCCUGCAAUAUGAAGUGGCCAAGAGUGGAAGUGUAACGCCUCAAAGUGACCACGAAACUGAUCUGAAGAUCGCGCACACCUAUGCUCCAACAAACACUUGUAUCGAGGAGAAAAUGGAAGAGUUCUAUCAAGAGUUGGAAUACGCAUUGGUUCCAAAGUCUAGAUAUACCUCGUCAUGGGAAAUUUCAAUGCCUAAGCCAGACGAGGAAGGACCGGUGACAUCCGUCGGUAGGAACGAUACUUGA
This is a messenger RNA of Soboliphyme baturini, 279 nucleotides long. NCBI's taxonomy places the organism in Eukaryota, Metazoa, Nematoda, Enoplea, Dioctophymatida, Soboliphymatidae. The record is from the annotation of a GenBank genome assembly.